UCUUGUCCAGUGAACAACCAGAUUCAAAGUUUUAUAAAAUUCCCACCAUGAAGACCAUCAUUUGCAUCGUCGCUCUGGCCGUCAUCGGUCAUGCUUCCGCUCUGCCAGUAGGGCUCAGUCCACUAACUGCUUCGGGUACCAUCGUUCGAUCGGACUUGGGACUUCCUUCGUUGAUUCGAUCGGAUCUAGGAAUCUCAACUGGCUUGCCAUUGGCCACUAUCCCGGCUUCAACCAUCAAUCUGGCUUCGGGACUGCCAGCGGCCGUUUCAAUCCGAUCUGCUGCUGCCCCCAUCGCGCUCUCCGGACUCUCCACAAUCCCUCUGGGUGCUCAAACACCAAUUUUGACCGGAAGUCCAAUCAUUUCCACCAAUAGUGGCAUCCUUCGUACGGUCCCACUCGGUGGUUCCGUGAUUUCUCACGGAUCGAUCAAUUUGGCCCCAGCCACCCAGAUUUGGUAAAUUUUAAUUGUAUUGCAAAAUGGA
Toxorhynchites rutilus septentrionalis is the source of this 482-nucleotide messenger RNA. Its product is annotated as adult cuticle protein 1-like. NCBI's taxonomy places the organism in Eukaryota, Metazoa, Arthropoda, Insecta, Diptera, Culicidae. The transcript is spliced from 2 exons. Bases 48 to 458 code for a protein of 136 amino acids. The record is from RefSeq and is a predicted model, not a curated record.